Dracunculus medinensis (Guinea worm) is the source of this 1899-nucleotide messenger RNA. NCBI's taxonomy places the organism in Eukaryota, Metazoa, Nematoda, Chromadorea, Rhabditida, Dracunculidae. The record is from the annotation of a GenBank genome assembly.
GUAAACUUUGUUGUAAGGAAGCCGCAAAUUUAUAUAAAAAGAAAUGAAAAAGAAAUGAUUAUAGAAAAUAUCUCUGAGGUUGAUUGGUACCAGUUUUUCACCCUUCGAUAUAAUUCGCAAUCGCUUCUUUUUGUCAUCACGAAAAUUGAAAAUGAUCUAUACUUGAAAAAAAAAGUUUUGCUGCAAAUUUUUUUCAAAAAAUGUUGUGAAUUUUUCGCCGCUUCGGACAAUAUUCGUAUGUUUAACGCUGCGCAGUCAGUUAUGUUAAUUUUGUUUAAGGCUAUAUGCGAUAUUCUUCGUCACACUUGUCCUUUAAUAAGUCGAAAAUUAGAUGCAUUUAUCUUUAUUUUAGGAAAAGACAGUCAACGAGUAACGAAGAAUAUUGCCAGUCGUUGUGCCUUAUUGAUCCAUACAGAUAAUGAUUUAUCAAGAUUUACAUUAAAUUUUCUUGUAUCAGUUCUUUGUGCCGGCAAUGUAUCAAGUUUUGUUGAAAAUUUCUUAUCAGUGGAUUUUUAUGAUUUAUUUUUUAACAUUUUAAUUGAUGAUGAACAAAUUUCAAAUAAAAAGGAAGCAAGUCUAUUUCUGAUUACCAUUCUAAUUGAUUAUUGUCAUUUCAACUUAGAAAGCGCAUUCUUUAAGCGAUUUUCAAUGGAAAAUCGUGACAACUUUUUAGAGAAUUAUUGUGAAAUCAUACAUAAAUGGCUCAUAAAUUGCGUUAGAGCUUACCAGUCACAAAUUAAUAUUUACAAUCCAUCUUCAUCGUUAUGGGGAUCCAUCGCUAAUACUGUGUCCAACUUAUUACAGUUGAGUGACAAUAAAUCGAACAUAAAAUUCAUAAGCAAAAAUGAAAAAAUUGAAUAUUUAAUAGCUCUUGGUAAUAUUAUUCGAUAUAAUCGAAAUGUUUCGCCUUAUUUACUCAAUAAUUUAAAAAUUUCGUUGAAUCUUACUGAAGAUAGUAACGAUGGUGGCGCCAAUAUUGAUAGCUAUGGUGACUAUACGAAAAAGCGAUGUGCUUUGGGACUAUUAAUUUUGAUUUUUAUGAUCCAUGACGUGAAUUUAGCAAGUGCUAUUUAUAAUCAUGAAUCUAAUACAGUUGUCGCUUUAUAUCAGUCGCAGAUGCUCCACAGGGAUGAGGAUCUAAUUGCAUUUCCUACUUCAUUUUCGUUAGCUGAUGCCAUUUGUGAUAUUAUUUGCGAAUUUUUCAUAAGUCAUGUAUGCUUAAAUUUUCCAUUCGAACUUUACGAGUUAGCGAUUGGGGUUGUUCAUCGAAUGAUAACUUAUGCAAAAAGGAUGUGUAUACGUAUGGCUAAAUGGAAACCAUUAUUCGAAGCUCUUCUAUCUUUACUCAAUUUUUUGGCUUCAAACGAUUCUUAUCUUGGUCUUCGAGCUUAUUAUUUAUGUUUACGGAUAAUGGUGAUACUGAAUCUUUUCAUCACUUAUGGUGAUACGUUUUUGCCCACUGACGUUGCAUACGAUUAUAUGUGUUAUGAAAUAUUACGCAGGCAAUCAGUAUUUCAUAAGGUGUUGAACAAAGCUAUGCGAAUACGAGACCAGCAUCAGGAUAAUGAACAAUAUUUAAUGACAAAAACCAUGGGCAUAUCUAGGUUGCUGAAUCAACUUGAAAAUCCUUUGGAAAUCGUGAAUCAUUUUCAAAACAAAAUUUCUCGCAUUCCAAAUCCUUCUGAAGACGAGGUGCUAGAAGUCAUACGUACCAAUUUUCAUUCAUUACAACUUAAACUAUAUGAGGGUCUUGAAAUCUUUGAGAAGCAUGAAAAAGCAUCUGAAUGCAUAGUUGAUGAUUUGGUGGAGCUGACCAAGAAAAAUUCAACAUUUUAUUACGGACUUCAUAAUUUCAACUUUACGGAUAUGCUGAAUUUGCUUUCAUCAAUGAAAUCUUAG